Messenger RNA from Homarus americanus (American lobster), 7623 nucleotides. Its product is annotated as flocculation protein FLO11-like. The record is from RefSeq and is a predicted model, not a curated record. Lineage: Eukaryota; Metazoa; Arthropoda; Malacostraca; Decapoda; Nephropidae. Gene Ontology annotation, molecular function: protein binding. Bases 204 to 5303 code for a protein of 1699 amino acids. Gene Ontology annotation, biological process: neurotransmitter receptor transport postsynaptic membrane to endosome; neurotransmitter receptor transport, endosome to postsynaptic membrane. The transcript has 18 exons. Gene Ontology annotation, cellular component: adherens junction; postsynaptic density; postsynaptic membrane.
GUCAGUUUUGUUGACGUUUGUUGUUCUCAGUGCGUGUGGACGACACCUGUUAGAGUCUUGUCAUGUGAUCUACGGGAGGUAUGAGUUUGUCUCCAUGAAGGAUGUGUACAAGUAAAGGAGGUUGGAGCAAGAUGCAGCAGAACUCAAGGAAAGAAACUUAAUAGAUUCAACAGGUGGAAGAUUAGCAGCUUCUACCUGAGAAGAUGCCGUCCUUAUUUGCAUGCUUUGGGUGUGGUGGAGGUGGGGAGAGUGAUGAUAUUCGAACGCUGGACUACUGUCACUGUUCCCUCAAUGAUGUUCCGUCGGAUGUCUUUGCCUGCGAGCGUACCUUAGAAGAGCUUUAUCUGGAUUCAAAUCAGCUGAGUGAAUUACCACGACAGUUGUUUUAUUGUCAUGGUUUACGGAUACUUGGUCUGAGUGACAAUGAGCUCACCUCACUGCCUCCUGCUGUGGCUUCCCUUAUAACCCUCACCAAUAUUGACCUCAGCAAGAAUGCCAUUUCUGACAUCCCAGACCACAUCAAAGGCUGCAAGCAGCUGAGUGUGGUGGACGCCAGUAUCAACCCUCUGUGCCGACUCCCUGAAGGCUUCACACAAUUGCUUUCAUUACAAGAACUAUAUCUCAAUGAUACUUUUCUGGAAUAUCUACCUGCAAACUUUGGUCGGCUGUCGCGACUAAAGAUUUUGGAGCUACGUGAAAAUCAGCUGAACACUCUGCCAAAGUCCAUCGCACGUCUCACCAGUUUGCAGCGCCUGGAUGUUGGCCAGAAUGAUUUUUCAGAAUUACCAGAGGUAAUUGGCAGUCUUGAGAACUUGACUGAAUUGUGGUUUGACAACAACAAGAUUAAGUCGCUUCCUCCUCUCCUUGGUCGGCUGAAGAAACUGGUUCAUGUUGACGCGUCUAAAAACAAAGUGGACUGGGUGGCUGGUGAGGUGGAGAAUUGUGUCAUGCUCACUGACCUGCACCUCUCCUCCAAUAACCUUAAGGAACUUCCUGAGAAGCUGGGAGGUUGUCAGCAACUCCAGGUGCUAAAGCUUGAUGACAAUGCCCUAACUCACCUUCCUGAGUCAGUUGGUUGUCUGGCUGCCCUUGAAGAGCUGGUGGUCACCCAGAAUGAGUUAGAGACUCUGCCAGCAUCAAUGGGUCUCCUCCGUGCACUACACACCUUACACGUCGAUGAUAAUCUUUUAACAGAGCUGCCACCAGAGUUGGGGUCAUGUUCUCAGCUCACUGUCCUCACGGCCGCUUCAAAUCGCCUCAUGAGUGUGCCAGCUGAGCUUGGCCAUUUGCCUCGUCUUGCUAUUCUUAACUUAUGUGAUAAUCUAAUUCUUCACCUGCCUGUGUCUCUCACCAAGCUGAAGCUGCGAGCCCUGUGGUUGUCAGAGAACCAGAACAAACCUCAAGUCCAGUUACAGUCUGAGACCCUGCCUGAGACUGGUCAACGAGUCCUGACCUGUUUCAUGCUUCCCCAACAACCUCGUGUUCUCCAGCCAGAAACUGUAGUGGAGACAGACAACUUCCCUGGCCAGAGUUGGGACGAACAGCGACGAGCAAAAACACUCAUUAAAUUUGCCUUCGACGGAGACGUUGACAAGCCGGGUCUCUUAACCCGUGCUCCAACGCCCUACCCAAAAGAGCUCAAGGCACUGGCUAAACAUGCCCGUAACUUACACAGUCUGCAAAGGGACCCAGGCCGUCAGUUUGUGCUGGGACGUAGUCAGGAUUCUAACAAAACUUCCUCAUCAUCAAUAAUUCCAUCAACAAAAGAUGAAACUGAGAUAGAUUCGUCCAGAAAGGGUAAUGACAUUGCACUGAAGCAGCCAUUACUAGAUCAGUCUGGUAAUGCUUGUGUCCCUGUUGAUGACUCACUGGAGGCAGAAGAGAUCACCUCACCUCUAACAGUAAUAGAACCACAGGCUGAGGAGCGUCCACUGCUGCGGGAGGCUCGCAAUGUCCGCAACACCUACGGCAACAUGACCAGUGCCUCGGCUGCCCUCAACAACAAAAAUAACGCCAGUCUUUCCAACGUAUCUAAGCAUGUGACCCCAGAUACUGCGAUGGCAACUGACCGUCCUUAUGCCAUCGGGGAUAGAAAGAUGUUUGGUCAUGCACAGGUUGUGGCAAUGACUCAAUCUCGGGAUAAAGUGGUGAUCGACCCCAGUAAACCUGUUGUGUCUGGUAUGGAGGAGAGCAGAGCACAAGUUGCUUACCCAACACACGAGUCUUCCCCGCCAUUAUCCCAAGAAACCACCAUAGCUGCCACUCCAUCAUCUGCAACAGAAGGGGAAUUGGCAGGUGAUGUCUCAGACAAGCGCAUUAAGAAACCGCCGCCUUACCACAUUGCAGCUGUGAUGUCACGGCACGCUGCAGAUUUUAACGAAUCUAGUGUGGAGGUUUCUUCGGCACCCAGUGGUAUCCAGGGCAGUACUGGACUCACUGUUAAGGAUCUGCCAACGUCACAACAGAACUCAGCUGCCUCACCAGCAGCAGAAGAUGAGAACAACGACACAAGUAGCUCCAGUGACAGUGGCUAUGGCAAUGGGAAGAUAUCCAGUCAACAGAUUACUGAUGACCAACACUGCAGUGAUGGCAGUAGUAUCAACACUCCUUUAUCUCCACAAAACCUCACAGACUCUGCACUAUCAAUGCCCUCAACAUUAUCAUCACCACUUGGCAGUGCUGAUGUAGUGUCUCCACAUUCUGUCAAAUCCUUCAAUACACCAAUGUCAUUAUCUUCUAAAGCAUCUUCUUUAUCAGCAUCUGUUGCAGUCUCCUCCAAUGUAACACUACCAGUAAGUAGCCAGUCACUUGCUGCACCACAGAAUAUAUCUUCAGCCAUGUCACUGUCAUUUCCCGUCUCUUGCCCUUCCUACGACAACUUUCAAAACCCCAUCACAUCAAGAUCUGGGGAAGUUUCUUACCCAGUAUACAGUGUUGCCACAUCCAAUGCCAGACCAGCUUCUAUUGCCACUGGAACUCAGUUAGAGCAUUGCAGCGCUCGAGUGCCACAUCGACCGGGAUCCCUUGCCCUAGGAACUCUGGCAGAUUCCGCCCUGCUCAACAGAUUGCCUCGUGACCAGCGGCCGGGAUCUUUGGCUGCUCCCAUCAAUACCUUGGGCAUACCACCAGCACCUGCCAGAGCAGUGUCUCACAUGGGACUUAAUGUCACAAGUCCAACUAGACCACACGACCUGUCAAUGUUCAAGAACCAGGAUUUGACUCCAACCAGACGGGGAUGGACCCCAGACCAACAGUCCUUUGGUGGAACAACUAACCAUUGGCAGGAGAGUAAUGGCCUUGUCUCCAUUAUUGAUCAGGUGACGAGCAGCUUGCUAGAGCAUGGUGAUAGUCCACCACCCAAUAUGUUGGCCAGUAAAGUAGUGCCGUCCUCCAACACUAUGUCUGUGACACCGGUGCCAUCAGUUGGAUAUUCUCAGAUCACCACUCACUCUGGUAUAUAUGAAUCCUCAAGAAAGGCUUCAGUCACUUCUGUGAAUGCAUUUUCAUCAGGAGUUCACUUAAGUUCUGGUAGUGGUAGUGAGUGCCAGGAUAGUAGUAGGUCCUCAGUAGGUGGUGUUGGCUCUUCUGUUGGUCCCACAAACUUCACACAGGAUCAGCCACGAGGAGAGGUGCUGCACCCAACACCCCACCGCCCACAUCUCUCCUCCUCUAGUUCAAGGCUAACCCAUGAAUCCUUACAAGAUGCUAUAACUUCUGCCCAAGAUACUCCCAGUGAUCUUCAGCAAGCGGCCGGUCAUGAAUUACGCCCUGAAGCACCCCAGGCCCGUGAAGGGGUGAAUGGUGUGGGGAACGCUGAGUCCACUCUUUCUUCUAUAAAGGCCGCCCCAAAGCCCCUCUCAAGAAUUCCAUCUCGGAGCCCUGAAACAGCUCUACCUGUUAAGAACCUUCAGAAAGACUCCCCCAUCUCUAGUCACUCAUCUCACUUGCACCACGAGUCCAGAAUUCCCACUUUGGGUAGUAUGGGACGCAGCCCAAGUAGUGAGACUCAUUCUUCUGUCGAAUCUAGAAUACCAACUCCAGGUAAUAUGGGCACAAGUCCAGGUGGUCUGACUCAAGAAUCAAGAGUUACUUCACACUCUCACAUUCCCUCAUUAAAUUCCAAAGGACCUAGUUCAAGUAACUUGACUCAUGAUAAACACAUACUGGGUGAGUCUCGCAUACCAAUGUUAAGCAGUGUGGGACGAACUCCCAGUAACUUAACACAUGAUUCCCAGAUUUAUGGCGAGACCCUUAAACCUGUGGGUUACAGCCCCAGUGCUGAACCCCAUAACAUGAGUGAUUCUCGGAUUCCCGUAAUAGGAAUGAUGGGCCGAACCUCCAGUAACCUGACUCGUGAGUCCCUUGGUAUGGGUGCAGGUAAACACGGCAGCCCAGAUGUAAUUACAGGAAAUAAAAAUUUCACCCCCAACAAUAAAUCCCAAAUAGCAGGAAGCCCUGGGAGUAAUGGAUCUGGUAUUCCAUCACUGGUCACACAAGGCAGAAGCAGCAGUAACCUGAGCUCCAACAUACCUAGUCCUGGCACUGUCUCAAUUGGUAUGCAGAGUGAUGCCAGCAAACACCAGGUUGUGUAUGGAUAUGCCUCUAAACCACAGAAUCUUGGAGAUACUGGCCAGAUGUCUUCACCGUCACGGCUUCACUCGCCAGGAUAUUCUACUGGGAUUCGUCCUCCCACAAUUCACUCACCUAAUCAACAGCAGCCAUCACACCAGCCCCAGGUGAGGGGAUAUCCCAGCGGCAUACGUCCCCCGACAGUCAAUGCAGCCAUCAACACACCCGGCAUCCCAAUACCAUCUCCCGCUUCUCCGACCAGCCAGUUAAUGAACCCUGGCUCUCGUGGCUCUGUCACCUCCACGGGAUCAGCUUCUCGCAUCCCAAUGGCUGCAGGUGGGGCUGCAUCUAGGUUACCAACCCCAGGGACCAACAAGCUGCGGAUGUCACCAUCAGUGGCGCCGUCUCCAGAUGGCAGCAAGACCAACCACUCUGCCUGGAUGUUUGGUCAACACAAGAAUGCCCGAGUGGUAUGUCAGAAUUUCCCGGUAGUAAUAGAAAAGAAUCCAGAUUUGGGCUUUGCCGUUGGCCAGUCACACACUGACCCAGAGGAUAAGAGCAUAUAUGUGAUGAGUGUUGUGGGUGGAGGAGCUGCGUCGUCUGCACUCAAAGUUGGAGACAAGCUCUUGCAGGUUGAUGGUGCUGACCUGCGUUCUGCUGAUCUAUUGACUGCAACCUCCAUCCUCAACAAAACUUCAAAUACCGUUAAUUUAAUGGUGUCUCGCCUGCAGUGACCUAAGCACUCCUACUUUCUGGCAGCAAAGGCUACUUGAUGAACCAUUUAGAGCAGCUUUUUUGUGAUAAUGCCAUCAGGCUGGAUAUUGAUAAAUAACUAUACUAUAUGCAGCUAGAAACAUAGAUAAUUAUAUAUAAGAAAACAACAAGGCUGAAACACAAGUCACGUGUGCAUGGUGUAGCGUUAGUCUACAUUAAUGAUUCACUAAAAUAUGGUUGUGCAUUAGUGCCUAAUGUAAAUUUGUAUAUGACUAGAAUUAGAUGAAUUUAUGAAUGUGUGUGUGCACACUCUUAACUUGAGGAAGCAUGAGAAGUGCACACACAACAGACUUAAUUAAAGAAUAUUUCUUUGGUACACAUCGAGAGUGGAAAAUAUCAAAUUCAUGUGAUACAAAGGAAGAAGCAGAAUAAAGUAUAUGGUGUUAUAUCAAACAUUCCCUUAUGUCAGGCAUUCCUUGUAUACAGGCAUUUAUUAUACAUUCCUACCAUGACACCACAGAGUUGUAAGCUGAAGUGCACUACCCUAAUACUGUAUCAGUGAUCUAAUAUUAUGUGUCUUUUCCUUUAGCUGUCUCACCCUCCAAAAAGGUGGUACAGUAGUGAACCUUCCAGUUCUGUAUAGUUCAAUUGGCUAAGAUGCUGCUCAACAUUUUGUCUUACUUGGCGAGAAUAUGUUUGCCAUAUUAUACAUACCUUUUAAGUUAGGUAUUAUUACCUGCCUUCUUAUCAUAAUCAUCAAUAAAAUGAGUGAUACAAAAAUGAAUUGUCUUUAUGAUUAUUACAGUAAUGUUGUACUGUACAGCUAUUUCUUCAGAUGCAGUUUAAGUGCCUUGAAGAUUCACCAAGAUGUUGAUAAAAGUACAAAAAGUUUUGGCACAAUUAUUUCCCUAAUGAGAUGUUUUGAAUUUUAUAUUUUGUCAAAUUGUUUAAACUUGAUUGUCUCAGGUUCUGUGUUGUCAAGCUUCAAAGUUUACUAAUCUCAGUGCCUGAUUAUUAACGUAGAGGAUGGAGACAUUAUCCAGAUGUACAGUGUGAUAUUCAUAGCAGAGUGACUUCAUUGCUUAGGCCUCUCACACAUGCACUUGUGUACUUUAGAGUGCAUGAAGACAUGCACAAAUGUAAUUGUAUAUCUCAAGGUAUACAGUUUAUAUUUAUCAUGUAUAAUUUUAUAUAUAUACAUAUGCCUACAGGAUAUGUCCAUCACCACACUUGCAUAUGAAAGUCCUAAUAUUUUUUUACUUAUAAUGUAUGUAAAUGGAAGGAUACACAGCUGUUACGUUAUAUUAGCGCAUGAAGUAGAUACAAAUAGUAUUUGUUCAUAACUUAUGAAUGAUGCUAAGUACAGUAAUACUGGCAAACUGUUCACUCUGUAUGGUUAUGCUUCUCAAAUUUUGGGAAGCACUUACUUGUAAUUAUUUUCAGCCAUUUUUUCAUGAAUCCAGUGUCUGGUCCAUAAUUUCUUGACAGGUAGAGACAGACAGAGGGAAUCAUGAGAAGCUAUAAAAGUGUGUACAGUAUCUUAAUGUUAAAUUCAGGCCUGGGUCAAAAGUUGCAGGUCACGGAUCAGGUUUUAAAGAUAAAUUUUUCACUGGCCCAGUGUUUGGUAAAUAUUGUGUAUUAUAACAUCAUAUUAGCUUGAUGCUAGAGGAAAGCAAUAUUUUUGGCUGUAUGUAGCACUUAACAAAACUAUACAAGUGUGCCUGUAAAAGUAGGGAACUGAAGGCUUGUACAUUAUUGUUUUCUUUAGGGUACUGUACCGUAUGCCCCGAGACAUGGCAUGGAAGAUUAAAGCACUAUAUUCGUGCACCAUAUAAAUCAUAAAGCAUCUAUAUAUUGUAUGUAAGAAAACAUAUGAAGUGUUGAUAAUUAUGUAAUGCUCUAUAACCUGUAAGGUAAUAACUAGAAGUAAUAAUAACUUGCUUUGUAAGUAAUGUAUGAAAUUAUGUUUGACAUCUGUUAAGAAAGGCUUUUAAUGUGUUGUACAGUAUACAAUAACUUAAUUCACAUUUUAAUCUUAUGACGCUAACAUAAAUGAUGAACACUUAUUUCAUAGCGACACAUACAGUACAGUACAGUACUCGCAUUAAGGGAACAAAACACAUGAUUACCAGUACAGUAAUGGCAAUUCUAGGUGAAGAAUGAUGACACUUUUUUCCAUGUAAAAAAUAAAUUAUGGCAAAAAUUUAAAUCUGUGUGCUCUUAUGUGAAGAACAAGCGAAUUGCAUAUACUGUAUUGGUAACAGAUUGGGUAGCUACCAUGGGUGUACAAACCUCAGAAUGUAGUAGUUUUUUGAGAAAAUAACAUUUAUAUUAAUUUUU